AGGCUUGACCGGACAUCUCACGUUUCGUCGUGUCUAACUUAAAUUUCCGUAGUGAGAUGGCCGUGCAACCUCUGCUGGUUCCUGUGAAGUCGAAACGGGUUCUGUGGGGAGAGACAGCAGGAGGCGAGAAAACGCACCGCAGUCCCCUUCGACCUCCAUUUUAGAAAUAAAAUAACGCCCUGGACUAGUUGGAGCUGUAGCUGUGUGGCUGGGCAGCCUGGCUGCCUCUUUGCCUCCACAUGAAUGAAGAGCACUCCAGGGCACAGAGACACAGCUGAUACAGGACAUGCAGGUGUUUCUGCAAAUAUGAUGAAGAAAAAGAAUCCCCAUAAGAAACAUAAGAGCAGUCUGGGUCCGACCACUAAAGUUUUGUCGCAGCCUCGACGCAACAUCGUCGGCUGCAGAAUCCAACAUGUCUGGAAGGAAGGAGGAGGCCACGUGGUCUGGAAAGGAACAGUUCUCGACCAGGUCCCAGUAAACCCGUCUCUCUAUCUGAUAAAGUAUGAUGGUUUCGACUGCGUUUAUGGUCUGGAGCUUCAUAAAGAUGAGAGGGUUCAGGGGUUGGAGGUGCUCCCUGACAGGCUGGCUAAAUCCCGUCUGACCGAUGUGAGUCUGGCAGAUGCUAUGAUAGGUAAAGCAGUGGAACACAUGUUUGAGACAGAGGAGGGUCCAAAGGAGGAGUGGAGGGGGAUGGUGCUGGCACGUGCUCCCAUCAUGACCACCUGGUUCUACAUCACCUACGAGAAAGACCCUGUUCUCUAUAUGUACCAGUUGCUGGAUGACUAUAAAGAAGGAGACCUCCGCAUCAUGCCUGACUCCAAUGACAGUGUCCCAGCUGAAAGGGAACCUGGCGAGGUGGUGGACAGCCUGGUGGGGAAACAGGUUGAGUACGCCAAAGAGGAUGGUGGCAAACGAACAGGCAUGGUCAUCCACCAGGUGGAGGCCAAACCCUCCGUCUACUUUAUCAAGUUUGAUGACGACUUCCUCAUUUAUGUCUACGACCUGGUCAAAACUUCAUAAAACUUUGCUGAUGUCCUGAGACCCCAAGACACAAACAAAAUGCCACACAUGUCAAAACAUCUGAAGUAUUUGAUCCGGCGCUAUUUCCUUGGACCAUCAAGACUGAAACAAAAACUAGAAACAAGAAUUGUUGCUCUGGAAGAACACAGGAUAGAUACUUCUUGAGAAUGGGCUUAAUGAAGUUCAAGUCUUGUCUAUGAAUGUCUUAGACUCUUAACAGAAGAAAUAAAUUGGCUGUGGUUUUGUUACCCUUACAAGAACCUAAACUUUUUGAAGCCCCUUAAUACCUUUCUGAAAAAAGAAAAGGUGUCCCGUUACUCUAGAAAAAGAUUUUGAAAUGAUGAAACUUUAUGAAUUUUGAAUCAAGACAGGCUUUUUAGAAUGUCACAUUCUAAACAAAAAUUGGUGACCCCUUAAAAUCCUUUAAUGAUUUCCCAAGAUCACCUGGCACCAGUGAGCAUGUCAUUGAGAAGUGGGGUAGUAGCCAAGUCCUUUGUGCUAAAAAACAAGGAACCGAGAUGAGGAUGUAUCACUGGAAACAUUUCUGGAGUUGCUGGCAGCAUGGAAAUAUGGACCAGACUGACAGUCUUGUUUCCCCCUUCAGCUAACAAAUCAGGCCACUGAAAAACAAGCGGUCUCCCGCUGAAGAAUCAAAGUCUGGAGGCAGUCGGUGGAAGGGGCUUCAGAAAGAAAGACUAGAAGAAGAUGGGUCCUGAGCCAGAAAAACAAGCCCUUCUGUCACAAUGGGAGUGUUUGUUUUAGAGGCUCUUUAUGAUGGGAGCAAAACAUAGCAUCGCAGUGUAGUGGAUGAAUCUGCAAUCCUUCUCAUCUGUCACAUCCAGUAAGGACUGGCAUCACAAGCAUACGGAGGCUCGUUUCUGCCAGGAAAAUAAAAACAAACUGACGGAAAAUUAGACAUGGAAAAAAAAAGCUCAUGGCAACAUAAAACGAUAAAAGUAAUAAUUAUAACUUUCUACUUUAAAAUGAUCAGAUAGUAAGUUAAAGCAGUGAAAUGUCAGAAUUAUGAGAUGUUAAGUCCAAAGAAUGUUGAUCAUGUUUUUAUUUUUUAGUUAACUCAAGAAUUUAAAAAAUUAGAAUGUUGUUAUAAAAUUAUAAGCAAGCAGAAUUUGUCAUUGUGAUUUUUGUCUUUAAAAAAUGCAUACUAUCAUUCAAUUCAACGAUAAAGCGUGUCCAAGCUUUGGACUGGUAGUGUAAUAUUGACAUAAAUUAAAUAACUUUAAAUUAAUAUAUAAGAAUUCUGACAAAGUAAGCCAACGCUUUUUACUUGUCAUAAUGCUAGCUUAGCAAAAGUCCCAAUUUAGCAUUAUUAUGUCAAAUGUUUUACUUCUGUUAUAAUUUUGGCUUUAAUUUUUU
Messenger RNA from Monopterus albus (swamp eel), 2394 nucleotides. RefSeq names its product spindlin a (gene spina). The record is from RefSeq and is a predicted model, not a curated record. Bases 244 to 1020 code for a protein of 258 amino acids. NCBI's taxonomy places the organism in Eukaryota, Metazoa, Chordata, Actinopteri, Synbranchiformes, Synbranchidae. Gene Ontology annotation, biological process: gamete generation. The transcript has 7 exons.